AAUAUCAUUUUAAUCUGCUGCGUUUGCAGUAAUGUUAUUAUGCUUGGUUAUUAAAACAUGAUGUUCUGUGAUGAAAUUGUUACGCUUAGUCUACUUAAUGUUAUUGGUGCAUCUGACAAUCUGCUAAGUGGCUAUAAAUUUAUAUUGGGUUCAUUCGGAUAUCUUCGGGUCAAACAUCUUACUGUUGGAGGGAGCGACUAAUUUCAAUUGGUCACGUCGAGGCUAAUGACCACUAAAUUGCCAAAACAAUUUUUCAUCGGGGGUUUCAAAACGUUAUUUUCAUAAAUCGGACAGGUCGUAUGGCAUUUUAAAUACCCAAAGGGUUCACAUGGCCACAGUUUAUGGAACAUUAAGCAUAAGUAAGGGAAGCUUAAUAAAGUCACACGUGGUCAAAGUAUAAAGAACAUUCUUAUGUAAGUAAAGCAAACCUUAUUGAGUCACUCAUGGCCCCAAUAUAUGGACCAUUUUAAUGACUUAGUAUAAGUAAGUGGAACCUAAUGAGGUCUCACGUUGCCACAGUAUAUAGAACAUUCUUUAUAAGUAAGGGAAACCUAUUUGAAUCACACAUGGCCACAAUAUAUUGAUAAUAUUAUAUGAGUAAGGGUAGCCUAUUAAAGUCAGACUCAAAAAUGGUUCAUUAAGCGGGUUUUACAACAUUUUACAAGAGAACUGCUGCUUUAAAGAAAUACGUGCUGGAAAAAAACUAUUAAAUUCUUUUUCUAAAACAGGCAUACAUUUCUCGCUUCCCGUAAUAUGUGACAUCAAUUUGAAUUAUAUUGAUUCUUAUUACAUCAUUUGAAUAAUAAUAAAUAAAAGACAGACGGCUCCACAUUAGCUAAUCAACUUGCAUGCGAAAUGUUGGGAGAUAUUGCCAAAUGUAUUCAAGUCUAUCAAUUAAAUAUAUUAAAUAAAUUGAAACAAUAAUAAAAUACAAACUAAUGCAUAUUUAAAAUGCAAUUACCAUUAGUUUGAUGGUUUGAAGCAUGACACAUUAAAUGAGUCACGCCUAAAUUGCAAGCAUAUUAAUUUCCUAAUCUGUUUAUAUUGAUAUUAAGAGAAGCUGGACAGUUUAAGGCAAGGAGACAAGUUGUAAGACAAAUCAUAGAAACAAUGGCGUUUAUUGGAGCUUUGGUUUAUCUUUUCUUUAUUGCUCAAUAUGGGCUAAAUGGAGCACUAGACAAUUUCAACAAAUUUGUUAUGGAUGAUACGUUAAAAGGGUAUAUAUGUUUUGAUGAGAAAAUAGUCUUUGAUAUAACAAACGGUAAAUCGGUAUGUGCACUCAGAUGUUCGAUGGACCUUGCUUGUUCUAGUAUCAUAUACUAUCCUGAUACCGGCAAGUGUAUUGGUUGUACUUCCUUUACAGGAGUGAAUGAUCCUUUACAGAACAAUUCAGUCUUCUACAAGCGAGGAUUUCAAUACCUCGGCUGCUAUGACGACAGACCAAGAAUUCUGAUAGAAUACAAUGUUCAGAAGUCUUCAAGUCAAUCAACGGAAAAUUGUGUAACACGUUGUCGGAACCAGGACGCAUCGUUUUCAGUAACGGAAUAUGCCACUGAAUGUUGGUGCGGUACAAGUGUCAAUUUUACCAUCGCUGAGAAGGUGUCCGAGUCAGAAUGUAGCUGGAGUUGUUCAGGCAAUACGAGUCAGAAAUGUGGGGCCGCCUCCAUAGGUUCUCUAUACCGGACAGGAGUUUAAAAAAAUAAUAAAGAUAUGGAUUAAUUUCCAGUGCUCUUUAUAACUUUUAAUAAAGAAAGAAUUAUUGACAAUAUGUGUUCCAAUACAACAGAGGCUAUUCAGUUGAUGGACAUAGAAAUAAUCAAUUUAAGGUAUAACCACGUUAAAUUACUGUUAUAAGGAAUUGGGACACAUGCAUGCAAAAUGUAAACAAAAAUUACCGUAAGGAUACUUUUUCUGAAUAAAAUCUUGGUUAUUAGAAGGGCUUUUUUCAUGAAAUAAUCAGCCUUAUGAAAAUUGAUUGAUUUCCCUAUUGAUAAGUGUUAAGAAACAAAUUAUAACACUCAACUAACAAACAAACGCCUGAAGCAAAAUGAUUUUUUCUCCUUUAAAUGUUUGAAAAAAGUAUAAUACUGAUACCCUACCUUACAAUCCGUAAAAUUUACCCAAAUGUACUGUUUGCAACAUUGAUUAAAAUACUUAAGAAAUUAUUAAACUUUUCCUUUCAAAAAGGGAACCGAAUAUUAUAUGAAUAAUGUUAAAUGAAAAAAAAGUUGACCCUCCUGAUGGUUGAACGCACGAUCCUCAGUUUCAAUGCAGUUGACAUUAUUUGUAACCUAUUUAAAUACUCUUCAAAACUUAGGCAAUGCAUUAGAAUGGUCAUACAUUAUUUCAAAUCGUUCUAGUUAUAUUCUGAUAUUUAAAUAUGAUUUUGUUAAUUAUUCGAUAGUCUGUAUGCUUUCUUUUAAAUUAUUUGUCAUAAAAUAUAAUUGAGAAUUCAACUUGUUUAUCUUAUGUCUGUCAGCAAUAUUGUAAGUAACAUUACAAAUAAAAAACUAAAUUUUGUUUAUACUUUCAUAUUAAUUUAGUA
Molecule: messenger RNA, 2545 nt
Organism: Ruditapes philippinarum (Manila clam)
Lineage: Eukaryota; Metazoa; Mollusca; Bivalvia; Venerida; Veneridae
Exons: 4
Coding region: 1111-1695 (194 amino acids)
Source: RefSeq, a predicted model, not a curated record